AAAUAAAAUGUCUCGUGUAUUGGCUCCGCCAUAUCAAUUGUUGGAGCUAAAUGUGAUAUCUGCCCAAGACCUUGCCAAGGUUACACGCAAGAUGAAGACCUAUGCGGUUGCCUGGGUGCACCCUGACCGCAAACUUUCAACCAGAGUCGAUACUCCUGGUCACAACAACCCCACCUGGAACGACAAGUUUGUCUUCCGAGUCGACAAUGAUUUUAUCUAUGGUGAGACCUCCGCCAUUAUGAUUGACAUCUAUGCCCUCCAUUGGUUCCGUGAUGUUCAUGUUGGCACCGUUCGCGUCAUUGUCGGAAACCUCAUCCCCCCUGUCCAAUUCCCCCGCCAGCACAAGCAGCAUCACGUUCAUCUUGGCAUGCGCUUCGUUGCCCUUCAGAUACGUCGUCGCUCUGGACGUCCUCAGGGGAUUCUCAACAUUGGAGUGGCGCUUCUUGACUCCACCAAGCGAAGCAUGCCAUUGUACUCCCAAGACGCUUCUGCUGUUGGUUACCACCAUUUGAUGGGCGAGACGGAUAAAAACAAUAAGAAGAAGGACGACGACAAAAGCAGCGACAGCCAGAACCAAUUCUUGCUUCCUUGGAAUCCCAUGCCUGAAUUGAGACGUACGAAGAGCGACAGUAGUUCCAUGAUAGGCUUUGAUGCGGUUCCUAAGAAAACGAUAAAUAAAAAGAAGACCGGUUCAAUGUUGAAUGGCUCAGCUUAUGACAAACCGAAUUCAAAAGCUAGCUCCAUGAUCACCGGCUCUGAUAUUUUUAAUAAAGGCAAGAAUGGCAAGCCCGAUUUAACUUCCAGUGGAUCCACUUACGGUGCAUUGACAAGGGCUAAGUACAGAACAAACGUCUCCGGCGGCAAUAAGGUUAAGGGGAGAAACAAAAAUCCCAGUUCAAGUGACGAUGGUUCCUUAUCGAAAUUUAACCUUGGUAAAUUGCAAUUUGGCGCUCCAAAAAAGAAGAAUUUACAUGGUGGGGGAUCCUUAAUAGCAGAAUCAGAACUGGGUCCAUCAGCGUCGGAGGUGGCCGCAGCAAUGAUGAGGAAAAAGAAUCAUUAUGCAGUAGAAGAUUCGGAGAGCGAGAUAAUGGGUUCAUGGAGCUUGGAAAGUGACAUGGAAGGGCUUCAGUCUAAAUUGGAAAGAUGGCGAACGGAGAUUCCACCUGGAUACGCUCAUAGCGAUUUCUCCAGUUUAUGCAACAGCAGCAUCGUCGGUAAUAGAAGAGUCGUAACUAAGCAUAAUCGAAGAAGCAGCGAAAGCGAUGGAGUAUUUUCAUGCUUCGGUACCAUAUGCGGUGUUGAAUGCUCCAUUGUUUGUGGCGAUCCUGGAGACGGCGAACCCUCCCCGAGGAAAGAAUCCGGGCGGGUGAAACGAAGCUCUUCAGUGGGUAGCUUUAGUUUGCUUUGACUUGACCCGAAUUAUUACGGGUUUUAUAUCUAUUCAUUUUUUGCUAAAAUACACUAGACAUUUUUAUUUAUCAAUACAUUUUACAUUGUUAAUUCUUUUC
Molecule: messenger RNA, 1508 nt
Organism: Manihot esculenta (cassava)
Lineage: Eukaryota; Viridiplantae; Streptophyta; Magnoliopsida; Malpighiales; Euphorbiaceae
Exons: 1
Coding region: 8-1408 (466 amino acids)
Biological process (GO): defense response
Source: RefSeq, a predicted model, not a curated record